AUGGAAGCCAUGGAUCUGUCAUGGGGAGCACGGUGUACCGGCGCCGUGUACUUGGUCCUCUCCUUGUGCGUGGUGGCCCUGGCCGUGGUGCUCCAGAUCAUCCGGUGGUGGCCAUGGUGCCGCUGCCAUGUCUGCCGGGCGUACAUGACUGGGUCGUGGGCACGGGAGUACACCAACCUGUGCGACUGGUACGCGCACCUCCUCCGCGAGUCGCCGACGCAAACCAUCGACGUCCACGUCCUCGGCUGCACCGUCACCGCCAACCCUGACAACGUCGAGCACAUGCUUAAGGUCGGCUUCGACAACUUCCCCAAGGGCAAGCCCUUCGCCGCGAUCCUCGGCGACCUCCUGGGCGGCGGCAUCUUCAACGUCGACGGCGACGCGUGGAGCCACCAGCGCAAGAUGGCUAGCUUCGAGCUGGGCAGCGUCGCCGUGCGCUCCCAUGCGUACAAGAUCGUGGCGCAGGAGGUGGAGACCAGGCUCAUGCCGGUCCUGGCCGGCGCCGCCGAUGGCGGCCUGGUGAUCGACUUGCAGGACGUGUUCCGCCGCUUCGCGUUCGACACCAUCUGCAAGAUCUCGUUCGGGCUGGACCCAGGCUGCCUCGAACAGGGCAUGCCCGUGUCCGGGGCUGCCGUGGCCUUCGACACCGCCACGCGACUCUCCGCUAUCCGUGGCCUGGCGGUGUCUCCGCUGCUAUGGAAGAUGAAGCGGAUGCUGAACAUUGGAACGGAGAGAGAGCUGAAGAAGGCCAUCAAAGUCGUCGACGGGCUCGCGGCGGCGAUGAUCCAGGAGCGCCGGAAGCAGGGCGUCGCCGGCAAGAGGAACGACCUCCUGUCCCGGUUCAUGGCCUCGGCCAGAGACGAGGGUAAUGACAGGUUUCUCCGUGACAUCGUGGUCAGCUUCCUCCUGGCCGGGAGGGACACGAUAUCCUCGGGGCUCACCACGCUCUUCAUGUUCCUGUCCAAGAACCCGGCCGUGGCGGCCGCCAUGCGCGCGGAGGCCGGCAGCCGGAAGCCCGUGACCUACGAGCACCUGAAGGGCCUGCACUACACCCACGCGGUGAUCUACGAGAACCUGCGGCUGUUUCCGCCGGUGCAGUUCGACUCCAAGUUCUGCGCCGCCGCCGACGUGCUCCCGGACGGCACCUACGUGGGGGCUGGAUCGCGCGUGAUGUACCACCCCUACGCCAUGGGCCGCAUGCCCUCCAUCUGGGGCGCCGACUGCGAGGCUUUCCGGCCGGAGCGAUGGCUCACCGGCCCCGGUGGAUCGUUCGCCCCCGUGAGCCUGUACAAGUACCCGGUGUUCCAAGCUGGCCUGCGCGUUUGCCUGGGCAAGGAGCUCGCCGUCACCGAGAUGAAGGCGGUGAGCGUGGCAGUGGUGAGAGCGUUCGACGUGGAGGUGGUCGGAGAGAAUGCAUGCGCGCCAAAGUUCGCGCCAGGGCUCACCGCAUCACUCAGCGGUGGGCUCCCAGUGAGGGUUAGGCGGCGUGUUUGA
Molecule: messenger RNA, 1494 nt
Organism: Lolium rigidum
Lineage: Eukaryota; Viridiplantae; Streptophyta; Magnoliopsida; Poales; Poaceae
Product: cytochrome P450 94C1-like
Exons: 1
Coding region: 1-1494 (497 amino acids)
Molecular function (GO): iron ion binding; heme binding; oxidoreductase activity, acting on paired donors, with incorporation or reduction of molecular oxygen
Source: RefSeq, a predicted model, not a curated record